Molecule: messenger RNA, 1119 nt
Organism: Zychaea mexicana
Lineage: Eukaryota; Fungi; Mucoromycota; Mucoromycetes; Mucorales; Lichtheimiaceae
Exons: 5
Coding region: 64-1017 (317 amino acids)
Molecular function (GO): oxidoreductase activity
Source: RefSeq, a predicted model, not a curated record
CUGAAAAGUCGGAGAGAACCCUUUCGUUUGCCCCCCCCCCAACUCCUUGUCAUUUUCUCCAACAUGUUUGACACCAUCUAUUCCAUCUUUUUCUGGAUAGGCUUUUUGGCCGUGGUUCCCUACGUUAUACUGGUUAUUUAUGGCGCGUAUGGUUGUAAGGAACAGGACUUGAAGAAAAAGUACAAUGCCAAGUGGGCACUUGUCACUGGCGGUUCAUCGGGUAUCGGUGCCGCCCUUGUACGCAAACUGGCCGGACAACAACUCAACGUGGUGAUUGUUGCGUUGGACGAUCAACUGUUCAAAGACUUCAAGGCCAAAAUCGUUCAAGAAUUUCCUAGCCUGGAGUUCCGAUUCGUUGCAUGCGACCUUUCGACAGCAUCAGGCGAUGCGUACCUUGACGCUAUCAAAGCAGCGACCAAUGAUAUUGACAUUCAGAUCUUGUGCAACAAUGCUGGUUUUAUUACGACCGGAUGUUUUGCAGAUACGGCUGAAAAGCGCAACAUGGCCAACUACCAUACUAAUGUCACCGCCUGCUUGACCUUAUCGCAUCAUUUCUUGAACCGCAUGUUGGAUAAGGGACUCAAGGGACUGGUCACCUAUACUUCGAGCAGUGCUGGCUUCAUUCCCAAUCCUAUGGGUGCAUUGUAUGCUUCGACAAAGGACUUUUUGACUACGUUUGCUGCCUCUAUUGCUGCCGAACAUGUUGAAGAUGGCAUUGAUGUGCUUGUGAUUCACCCAUCGCCGAUCAAUUCCAACUUUUACAGCAACGCUGGCAAAAUGUCUGCUCUCCUGUCUGCCCAAAAAAUCUCAUCGCCUCCAUCCGUGGUCGCCGACACUGUCUGUCGCAAUGCUGGUAAAGUGGUCGUUGCCGACCAAGGUAUCAUCACAGUCCUCAUGAAGAUUGGCUUGACCAAGGUGUUGGACUGGAAUGUUUUCACUGAAAUAAUGAAGUUGGCCAUUCCAUUCAAUGGUGACUACAAGGCCAUGAAGGUCAGACGUGAAAUCAAGCGUGAUUGAAGAAAAGAUCUCUCUCUCUCUCGGGUAAUAAAUGAUUAUAAUUUAAUAUUAAUGGUAGUAGCAUAACCUAUUAAAGGUGCAUCGAGUGAAAGCGAUUCUUAU